GAGUGGGAGUUGCGGCGUGCACAGGCACACGAAGCUCUGGACGAGCUUCGCCGACAACUCCGACUUCGUACUCACCUCUACAAGUUCAAGGAUGCGCACAUUCGUGGUCAACGAGCCAAUACUAGGGCGUCCACGGUGCUUAACAAAGUAGAACAAACCGUAAAAACUGCUGUUGCGAGGUAUCGCAGAGCCUGGUCAGCCGUCAAGACGCUAUCCGUGGUCCUGGGCAAGCCAAACUGGGAAGUCGAGCUGCCAGAGUUACGACCGGCUGAUGUUCGUGGGAUGACAGAAGGAGAAGCCGGGCAAUCUGAAGGCACCCGCACCUUGUCCUGGAUUUGGAAGACCCACGGUGUAGCACGGGGAAUUGACCUAAUCCUUCGAAUAGGAUUGCGUAUUGAAUGGUGCAAGUCUCGGGCACGCGCUAACCGGUGGGCCGAAGAAGUGGACCUCCUGCAAGAGGAGAUGCGGCGUGUAGCCAGCUUUCUUUCGUGGCAUGCUGGGUGGUGGGAGGAGCAGGCAAAUCGGAGGACCGCCCUAGCUGCACCCGAACAGGAGGGGAUCAAGGGGUAUGCGAAACGGCAGGCUGCUCUUCGUAGAGCCAUG
This is a messenger RNA of Suillus clintonianus, 603 nucleotides long. RefSeq lists its product as uncharacterized. The annotation marks the transcript as partial. NCBI's taxonomy places the organism in Eukaryota, Fungi, Basidiomycota, Agaricomycetes, Boletales, Suillaceae. The record is from RefSeq and is a predicted model, not a curated record. The transcript is spliced from 2 exons.